Molecule: messenger RNA, 267 nt
Organism: Ilex paraguariensis (yerba mate)
Lineage: Eukaryota; Viridiplantae; Streptophyta; Magnoliopsida; Aquifoliales; Aquifoliaceae
Source: the annotation of a GenBank genome assembly
AUGGUGGGGUUCUGGUGUGGUGGAGGCAACGAAUUAGGUUGGGGUUCAAAAUUUGGGGAUUUAGCCAUUAAAGGUCUUAAAACUUUGAGAAGAGAAGGGAAGGGAAGAGUGGCCAUAGCUCGUCGGGGAAGAGAAACGGGGUCGUCGCCACCUGAGAACGCUACUACCAAAGGAGCAACCAAUGCUAGCAAUGCUAAUCGUGAUGAGGAUGCCAUGACUGUGAUGAAUACACAUGUUGCUGAAUACCUGGAGAAAUUAGGGCUUUAG